Messenger RNA from Penaeus chinensis, 4698 nucleotides. Its product is annotated as golgin subfamily A member 1-like. The coding region runs from base 506 to 2743 and encodes 745 amino acids. Gene Ontology annotation, cellular component: Golgi apparatus. The record is from RefSeq and is a predicted model, not a curated record. Lineage: Eukaryota; Metazoa; Arthropoda; Malacostraca; Decapoda; Penaeidae. The transcript has 14 exons.
UGUGUGCAUUAAGAAACACAGGAAUAAGAAAGUAUCGAAUAAUCCUAUGAAUGGGGAAAAAUAGAUUUCUACAACGCUUCUUACAUUUAAUGCAAUAUCCUCAUCACAGUUAUAGUAUAACCUAAUAUUUCUGCAUGUGUGCUGACAGACAAUUUCAUAAGAAUUAAGAUACAUCUGUAUCCCAAUCUUUGGUCGUCAUUAAUGUGUCCGUUUCUACCAAAGAAAUUAAUUAUAUACAUUCAGUUUUUCAAAAGACAUAUAGGGACUAAAAAUAACAAUUAAAUAUCUUAUUUUAAUUUUAUACUAGUUAACAUUCGCUUCUAAAUUCUGAUGUGCCAGGAUUUAGUUUAUAUAAUACCUCAUUCAUAUCACGGGAACGCAUUCGCACUCAGUUGUGUUGACGUCGGAGGAAAGGCAGAAGCAGCUGAUGGGUGAUACUCGUCACCCAUACCAAUCAGUUGUAAAGAAGGCCUUUAAAAGAAAGAAUUAAAGUAAGUUAGCCAUAAUGUUUGGCAAUUUGAAGAGCAAGCUUGGAGAUGUGACAGAUUUGAAGAAGUUGUCAUCACCUCAGGCAUUAACUUCAGCGGCUGGUGGCUCUCGACAGCGUUCAUCACAGCACACGCCAGGAUCUCUUACACCCAGAUCGCGACAUUCUCGACAGGCAUCCACUGCAUCACUACAGGGACUUGGCUUGCCUAUAUCACCACCACAUUCUCCAUCAGAUCAAAAUGGUUCUUUAAAUAGUCAUGAUCGGACACAGGAACUUGAGCGCGAAAUUUUAAAAUUAAGAUCUACUUUAGAAACACAACAAGAUGUGGCAUUAGAACGACUGAAUACAAAAGAGCAAGAAUGGAAAGCAAAAUUACAAGAGGAACGUGAUAAAUUGAGUGUGAUAAUGGGUGACCUGGAAGCUGCAUCAGAGCGGGAAAAGAGGCUCCAGGAGCAGUUAGAAAGUAAUGCUGCCAACAAAAAACUCUCAACAACACAGCUUAAUGAAGCACAAGCAAGGAUUAAAGGUUUAGAGAAAAAGGUUUGUGAAUUGCACGAUGAUUUGGACCAAAUGGAAGGUUUAAACACACAGGAGGUUGCAAAAAUCAAACAUAUGCUGCUGAACACAAACAGUGAACUAGAGGAAACAAAGGCAGAACUUAAACAGAAGACAGAUGCCCUCAUCGCAACUGAUUCCAGAUUAAACAUGGUAGACACACUAGAGGAACGAAUCAGAGCUCUUAGUGAAGAUAAAACUUCUUUAGAGGGACAGGUGACGAGCCUUUCUCACAAGCUCAAUGCACUUUCUGUUAGGUACACAUCCCUGGAGGAAACUAAGUCUGAGGAAGUGAGCCACCUCCAGAACAGAGUCAUCACAUUAGAGCAGAGACAUUCACAGACCAAUCUACAAGAGACAGAGAAAGUGCAGGCCUUGAUUAAAGAGAGAGAAUGUAUGGAGCACCAGCUGGAGGAAGCACGACAGCAGCUUACCAAUAUAAAAGCUUCAUGGAGUGAAAAGAUAACAACCCUGGAGAAUCAGAUUCAAAACCUUAAUUCAAAGAUUGCAGAGGAUCAGAUGGAUCUGCUGAAAGCAGAAAAGGAAAAUCAUUCACUCACAAUAGAAUUAAGUGCCUUGAAAGACAAAAAUGCAAUCUUAGUGUUGGAAAAAUCAGAAUUGGAGAAGAAAUUAUCAAGUGAAAUCAAGCAACAAAUGGAAGAUCUUGAAACCUUGCAAUGGCAACUCACCAAUACCACAGCUGAGAAGAGCGAACAAAUAACAAUGCUCUCAAGAAAACUUGAAGAAGAGGAAAAACUUCACAGGAGUGUAAAAGAAAGCUUGCUGAACCUAGAAAUUAAAAAUAGAAGUAUAGAGUCAGAGCUUGCAGGUGUUAAAGAUACUUUAACUUCUACUCAAGCUGAUGUGCUAGUUUCACACAACGAAAAUAAAACCCUCCAAGAAGCACUACAACAAGAGAGAGCAUCAGUCCAGAACCUAGAAAAGAGCUUAUCCGAUAGCCAAUCUAAAUUAGAAACAGUAACGGGAGAGAAGCUUAGAUUAUCUCAAAAUCUUGAUGACUAUGUAGAAAAAGUAGCUGCCUUGGAAGAAACUGCAAAGAAAUUAGAAGAGGAAAAGAAAGUGACAUCCUUGGAAAUUUCAAAAUUAACGGAAGAUCUAAGAAAUGUGCAGCAGGAAUGUGUGGAUUUGAGAGAGAAACUAAGUUGCUCAGCAGAGGAUCUUGUGCACAAGAUAGAAGAAUCACAGCUGGUUAUUGACCUUCGGCAAAGCAUCAAGAAUUAUGAAAAUGAACUUGGAGAAAAAAAACAGGCACUAAAGAUACAAGGACAGAGGCUGGCUGACAUGAAGAAGACCAUCCAGAGAGAGUUGCGGCUUUCAGCAGAUACGACGGAUUCAGCUGUUGAUUCAAAUUUAGAGAUAAGACCACAAGCUGCAUCUCCAACGAUACCUGCUAUCCCUGUAAGUGGUAUCCAUUUAACAGGAGCCACUGCAAAUGAUGGUAGUGAUGAAGAUAAUGGUGUAAACAAAACCUACUUGAAGCAUGUCAUCAUCAAGUACCUAACGUCUAGGGAAUAUGAGGCAGUACAUUUAACAAGAGCAGUGGCCACACUUUUGCAUAUGACCCCAGAUGAAGAAACACUUCUGAGGGAAACUCUGGAGUGGAAGAUGUCCUGGUUUGGAUCAAAGCCAAAUUUGGGGAAAGGUCAGAAGUCUUUGACAAUUCCUCCAUCAAACUGACACAUAAUGUGGUGGCUAUAGCAGAACUUUACCCUAGGAAUUUUUGUUAUAAUGAUGCACUUUGGGAGGUUGACCAGAUUACAACUUUUAUUGACAAUUGACACAAAAGAUGUGGUUCUUGAAAAGUAUUCAAGCUUAUUUUUACUUAUAUGGCAGAUAUUACAUUAUUUACUUGUUUUUUAUGAGACUACAAUAAUCCCAUAUAUUUAUUAAUUAAUACUUAUCUAGAAAUGUGUAGAGUGAAUAGGAAAGUAAAAACAAUACUUAAAGCCAUAAAAGAUCAUUCUGCCAGGCUAUUUUGGGCCUUCUAAAGAGUAGAUAUAUUGAUUAAGGGAAAUUUGAGUUUUAAAACAUUAUAUCUGUAUUAGAUGCAAGAAUAUUUAUUGAUGGCAUGAACAGAACAGGAAAUUUAUUUUGUUUUAGUUAAAAGUUGAAUGAAAAAAAAUAAUGGUUACAAAAAAUAUAAAUUAAUAAAGAAGUGAGGAUUCUUCAGUCAUAUACAAGUAAAUGGUGCAGUUGGAUAAAUGGUGUUCAUACAUCUAUGGCCAAUACCUUUUUUUCUGUUCCCUUCUUUGCCUUAAUCUUUAUUUUCCCCAUCACCUAUAAAGUUGAUGCCUCACAUGUGCAAAUUAAGCUUUGUAAGAUGUAAUUGUUACUGAAAUAUAUCAGUUUUGAAUUAUCAAAAAAAUCAAGCACUGCAGCAGCUUCCGUCUGCAAGCUGCUGCAUGUCAAGACAUUACAAAACCAACAAAACACCCCACUAUUCCAGAAAGAUAGUACUUUUUAAUGAUGUCUUUUUUGUAAGAUUUAGACAAGUAGUUUAGGAAUUACAUCAAGUAUGAUUUGGGUGAAAGUAGUUAUUAUGCCCAUUCAGGGGGGCAAGGGCAUUCAUUUCACCACCUUCACUCAGCAGAUCUGCUUUACAAGGCACAUCAUAAGACUAGCUGAACACCAUAUUGUUCUCAAGUGAUAAUUCUAUAUAAUGUUGCCUUUUGUGUAAAAUUUGGAUUAGUAAUAAAAGAGGUAUGAUAUGAGGUCCACCACAGCAACCACCUACCAUCACUACACCACCUCACUCAACAGUCAAACUAAUGAAACCAACAAAUAGAACACUGUUACAGAAGUAUAGUAUUUGAGAAAGAGACCUUUAUAAUCAAUAAGAUUUGGAGUUUGCAGGUAUGGCAAGCACAGGUAGAUGAGGCAGUUGUCAUACCUAAAUGAACUCCAGUGACUAGAGGUUAAAGAGCAUAAAGCCCUUGCCAAUUACAGAACUGCCAUUGCAACAUAAAUUGCAGACAAUGUGAUAGAUUUAGAAGAGAAAGUUUAUUUUAGUCUCAGUGGCUGUGCAUUUCAGACUGACUUGUGUACAGGAAUAGAAUAAAUACUAUUGAGUGUAAUUUUUCAACUGCUUUGAGAAAUAUUUUUUUUAACAAUAUUAAGGUUGAACACUUACUUCACUGCACCCCCCCACCCCCAAUACCUUGCUCUUUCUUGUCAUGGGGGGGGGGGGGGGGGGGCUUAGGAGGCGGAGACUCAGGCCCAAUGUAGGGAGGGGAUCAUUCCUGCCUUGGACCUCAGCCCACGCCUCAACAAAUUUUGCAUUGUCUUUUGUACUCACCCUUCCCUUUUCCUUCUCUUCAUCCCCUUCUGUCCACUUCCUAAUGCGUGAGAGCCAUUCUGAAAGGAAAUGCCAAUUUUUUUCAAAGGCCUCCAGGAGCUAUGGCCAUGGUAUUCCCUUGGUUGAUCACCUAGCCCUUACCCCCUAUGGGGACCCUGAGAGUAGAUGGUUUCUUUUCCCUAUUUAUUUUAGGCUCAGUAUGGCCAGUAAUGAAUUUUUUUUAUCCUUUUUAGGGGCAUUAACCCAAUGGCGACGGGUCACGGCUAUCGCCGUCAUAACAAUACGCAUGAUGUGCGGCGUGCGGCUGUCCGCAGCGGCGCCGCGCCAAAACGCCCCG